UUAGAAAGGAAGAAGAAAAUCAAGAAGAAGAAGAAUAAACCUAUGGAACAUUAAUCGAGGGAAACACUGAUGCUUGAAUUUUUCGAAUAAAAUUUAAUAAAAUACCGAUGACAAACUAGCUGACAAGAUUUUUUCAUAACCGGAAAAAAUAUAUUCGUUUCGAUAUUAUAGACCAGUUCAGAAAAAUCAUUCAAAAGUCUGUGUUUCCCGUGUGUAUUUAAAUUCUCAUUCUACUCAAUCAGAAGUAGCCAUAAAAAUGACAAAAAAAGAUACCAGAGCGACAAUAGAACUCGGCGAUGUAACGCCACACAACAUAAAGCAACUAAAAAAACUGAAUACGGUUGUUUUCCCUGUGAUUUACAAUGACAAAUUUUAUAUUGACGUUUUGGACGCGGGUGAAUUAGCGAAAUUGGCUUAUUACAAUGACAUUGUGGUGGGUGCCGUAUGCUGUCGCAUCGAUACAUCGGAAAAUCAACGACGCCUUUAUAUAAUGACAUUAGGUUGUUUAUAUCCGUACCGUCGUCUUGGCAUUGGUUCUCUAAUGGUUAAUCAUAUUUUGAACUAUGUAAAAGAAGAUGGAAAUUUCGACAGUAUAUUCCUGCAUGUUCAGGUGAAUAACGAGUGUGCCAUAGAGUUCUAUCAAAAGUUCGGGUUUGAAAUAGUUGAGACACGAGAACAAUAUUACAAGCGAAUUGAACCAGCUGGUGCUCACGUCCUCGAAAAAAACUUACGGAAAUCGGGAAUUGUCACCAACUCAGAAGCUAUUGCUGAUAUUUCUUCGAAUGGCAACACAGAAUCACACACAUCUCAAACCAAAUCAACUAAAGUAUCCGCAUAAUUUCCGCAUUCAAACCCAUUUUAAACUAAAAUUUUGUUGAAUCAAAUUGCAAUCAACUAUGUACACUGAAUUUAUUUGGUAAAAUUAAAGCGACUAAGCGUGAAAA
Sitodiplosis mosellana (orange wheat blossom midge) is the source of this 944-nucleotide messenger RNA. It is a transcript of the gene san, whose product is annotated as probable N-acetyltransferase san. Gene Ontology annotation, molecular function: acyltransferase activity, transferring groups other than amino-acyl groups. The transcript has 3 exons. Gene Ontology annotation, biological process: mitotic sister chromatid cohesion. Lineage: Eukaryota; Metazoa; Arthropoda; Insecta; Diptera; Cecidomyiidae. Gene Ontology annotation, cellular component: NatA complex. The coding region runs from base 257 to 838 and encodes 193 amino acids. The record is from RefSeq and is a predicted model, not a curated record.